UUGUCACUGUGGUCGAAAUCAGCUGAAAGGACACAUCGUCUUGAACUUUAUGUUAUUGUUGCAGAGGAACCCAGGCUAGCGAGUAACGAAUCAAAUGUUACUGUAGUUAUUGGGCGAGACGCAACCCUAACUUGCUAUGUGAAAAACUUACAAAAUUACAAGGUGGCGUGGUUACGUGUUGACACUCAAACCAUACUUACAAUUGGACAACAAGUGAUCACGAAGAACCAUCGAAUUGGAGUACUUCGAACUGAGCCUCAAGCUUGGUCACUGAUGUUACGAGAUGUAAAGCUCGGCGACAGUGGCCAGUACAUGUGCCAAAUCAACACCGAACCAAUGAAGACGCAAAUACACCAUCUUCACGUUUUUGUGCCGCCAGACAUCGUUGAUUCGGACAGCAGUGGUGAAGUAGUCGUGCGGGAAGGUGAAAGCGUAGCUCUUCACUGUGCUGCAUCGGGCAUUCCUCAACCGAUCGUCACCUGGAAAAGGGAGGAUUCUAAAUGGCUUAUAGUUGGCGGUGAAAAAGUUAUAAAAUGGGAAGGUAUCUGGCUAAAUAUAACUUCGGCUCAUCGUGAUAUGAACGGAGCACUUCUUUGCAUCGCAAGCAACGGAAUCCCGCCUAGCGUCAGCAAAAGGAUUCUUUUGCAUGUUCUAUGUAAACCAAGAGCAGAGGUUAUACGGAAAAUGAUCGGUGUGUACGCCGGUGACGCAGCCAUUCUACAGUGUUACAUCGAAGCCUAUCCAUCUCCUAAUAUUUACUGGACGGAUAUGUACAAAAACCGACUUAGGAAUGAUUCAAAGCAUGAAACAAAAAUGAUCUCAUGUGGUUACGAGCACACUAGCAUACUUAAAAUUAAUAACGUUUCAAGGGACGACGUAGGCCCUUAUCAGUGCCACGCAGAAAACUUACUCGGAUCUGGAAACGGCAGUGUCACACUUUACACGUUGGCUACUACGACCGUGUUCGACAGUUCAACGGUUCAAAUUAUGGCGCCAUCGAGUUCAGAGACAACCACUUCCAUGAAUUAUUGUUAG
This is a messenger RNA of Parnassius mnemosyne (clouded apollo), 1035 nucleotides long. The record is from the annotation of a GenBank genome assembly. Lineage: Eukaryota; Metazoa; Arthropoda; Insecta; Lepidoptera; Papilionidae.